AUGAUCGCAUUUCAUCUCUGCUUUGCCCUGGUGCGCAUCUACGCGUCGGAGAUCCCCCAACGACCGGCCAGCGAGGACCACCACCAGGCAGCGAGAAGGUGCCUCGCCCACUUUCUGUCAAUGGAGCCGCCACCGCCGGCAUCCUGGGACAAGACCAACGACGCCAUAUUUAAGAUGAUGCGGCGCUAUAUUGAUCUCUUUACCUACCUGCUCGUCCACAUGGUCAACCCCGCCUGUGUGGUGGUGGUUUCGCAGAUGCUUCACUGUGUCGCCAUCAAAAGCAGCGAUGGCAGCGUUGCCCGGCGUUACUUCUAUGCGGGGUCUCACACGUGCGCCCCUGAGGGGUUGAUUUUUGUGGUGCUUGGAAUCCCUGUGUCGAUUCUUGCGGUCAUGUUCUUGCUGAUUGUGUUCCCCUUUGCGCUGUGCCUGCACCUGUUCUUCACGCCGCGGCUGCCAAUCCUUGAGGACUCAUUUAGGUCACUCGAGCUCUCAUAUAAAGAAGAAUACAGAUGGUCAGACGACAAUCUUGAAGGAGACACAGAGACUGACGGACUGAGCCAUACGUUUGUUUGCUGAUGGUAUGGUGUGCGGCAGGUGGGAUGUCACGCUGGUGUUUCGCCGCCUGUUUCUGCUGAGUGGGGCUGUCCUGAUUAUCGACCCAUUGGUGCGUGCCCGCUUCCUGUUCGCCGGCUGCCUGGUGGUGCUGCUGGUCCACCUCUUGGUCAGGCCGUUCCGUUAUUGGUUCGACGACGCGAUGGAGUCGAUAACAUUGGCGAAUCUGGUGAUUGUGAGUGGCGGGUCGGCGUGUGUGCUGUCGGCCUGGCACGAGGCGGAUGUCGACGUCGACGCUGAGGGCAAGAUCUAUGGGGUGAAUCCUAGCCCAUCGGUGAGUGAGGUCAGCCAGUCUGUCUGUCUGUCGGUCUGUCUGUCUGUCUGUCUGGGAGACAGACACACUCACGAGUCACGGCAAGAGCCUGCCUUUCGUUGUGUGUGUGUGUGUGUAUUCGCCUCUGUGUAUCAGUGGAGUCAGUUUCUCGGCUUCCUGUUGCUGCUGCCCAUCAUACCCUGGUGUGGCUAUGCCUGUAAGCCCACACAGACACACACACACACACAGACAGGCGGGGAUUUGAUUCACUCACCGUAUCUGAUGUGGUCGUUGGUUCGUGUGGUGUGCAGGGAUGAAUGUGGAGGUCUUCCUUCAACGAGUGGCCAAGCUGUUGGGUCUCGGUAAAUCACAAGACGCCGGCGGCCGUCCAGUUACCAGCCCCUCCCCGGCCCCCUCUUCACAAGGCUCGCUCAGCCACAUCCACAGCAGCAUACUCGAGAGCCUCUCUCAUCCACGCAGACGGACCGAUGCGGCCCAGCACAUGGCUAUAGAGCCACUUCUGCCCCCACCAGCACCAUCACCACCGGCGGCAGCGGCGGCACCACCCGACAGUGGCGAUGACGAUAUGAGGCGGUGGCGGGCCAGGCGGCUCUCACGGACAGGGAGGGAAGAUGAUGUCAGUGCAGGACAGUCUAGGAGGGGCAGCAGAAGCAGUCCCCUGCCCCCCGACCAUGACGCACCACCGGACAGCCGCGCUGGAGAAGACAGACAGGGUGGAUGAGGGAGGGAGGGAGGGUCAGCCGCUGCUGUCCGUGUUGGUGGGGCCUUGGGUGGCCUGGUGGUGAUAAGCAGAGGAGAGACAGGCAGGGAGCAGUCACAGACACGCGAUGACACGUCACGAGAGAGGGAGAGGGACUGUUGGUUAGCUGGAUGGGUGGGAAGAGGUCAGGCCCUCCCUGUGUGUUAUUUAUAUGUGUGUGAGUGACGACACACGUGUGUCCAUCGAUUGUGAUCUGUGUCAUUUGGUCAGUCAGUCAGCAGGACAUGUAGGUAGGUACGUAGGCCGAUAGAUGUGGACGGACGUCAAUGAGUGAGUGAGUGUAAUUAAAGGUCUUUGUCUUUUACGGUUAGGACGGAGGGGCAAAAGCAUUGAAGGCGUCCGUCCACGAGUACUUACUGAUGAGUGUCCAUCGAC
Molecule: messenger RNA, 2021 nt
Organism: Vitrella brassicaformis
Lineage: Eukaryota; Vitrellaceae
Source: the annotation of a GenBank genome assembly